Messenger RNA from Episyrphus balteatus (marmalade hoverfly), 2666 nucleotides. RefSeq names its product G2/mitotic-specific cyclin-B3 (gene CycB3). Gene Ontology annotation, molecular function: cyclin-dependent protein serine/threonine kinase regulator activity. Lineage: Eukaryota; Metazoa; Arthropoda; Insecta; Diptera; Syrphidae. The transcript is spliced from 8 exons. Gene Ontology annotation, cellular component: centrosome; nucleus; cytoplasm. Gene Ontology annotation, biological process: mitotic cell cycle phase transition; regulation of cyclin-dependent protein serine/threonine kinase activity. The coding region runs from base 397 to 1971 and encodes 524 amino acids. The record is from RefSeq and is a predicted model, not a curated record.
AAAAACGAUCGAACGAACGAAAGAACGGCAUUUUGGCUGGCAAAGUGGAUUGUACUUUUUAGAAAAUUAUUAAUAAACUAAACAAUUAACCUAUCCCACCAAUUGUUAAAUAAUAUAAACUAUCAAAUGAAUAUUAUUUAAAUAACAUCAAGAUCGUUUUUUCCCGGUUGUUUUAUGUAUUGAUUUUGUUUUUAUUUGUAAAAAAGAAAAUGUUUAUUUGGAAUGUUUGAUAAUUAGUGUUUUGUGGUAGUCAAAAAAGAACCAGAAAUACUAAAAAAACAAGAGUACAAAACAGAUUUGUUUAAAAAUAAAACUGCAUUUUUGUCAAGGAUAAUCUACAUAUAAAAAUACAUAUUUUGAAAAGAAAAAAAAAAUAAUUUCAACUGAAACAUAAAAAUGGCUACAAAAUCAACAAAAAAUCUAACAAAACCAACAAACCUCUUGCCGCUUGCCAGAAAAGGAAUUACAAAAAGAUCACAAAACAUCCAAGACCAAAAUGUGGAGCCAAUCAUCACAAGAGGCAAACGGAAAGCCGAAAACAGUCCAUUGAAGAAUGACAAGAUCAAAAGAUCAGCAUUAGGUAAUUUAACAAACAACGUAAACACGCUGCACUUGGAUGAUGAUGUAAAGAAAGUCAUAGCUAAAGUUCAAAAUGAAGCCCAAAAGAAAGCCACAGCAGCCAUUAAGCAAAAGGAAAAUGGAGCUGCGGCGAUGGUUUUUCGGCCAACAAAAGUAACCACCCGUGCAAAUACUCGAAAUACCAUUGCACAAAUUCUCGAGGAACAAAAAGCCUUGGCAACAGCCCAAGCUCAAGUUCAAGCUGCCACAAUAGUUAAGAAGAAAGACGAUCUUGAAGUUAUUAAACCACCCACGAGACGCAUCUCAAAUGAGUUCAAUAAGACUGAAGAAAGCCUCUAUAUGUCUGCGCUGGAAGACAUUUCAGGUUCAGAUUCAGUGCGUUGCUCUGGCAACUUUGAAUCUAAACGGCGGUCGUUAUCGCAAGGUCUACAAAAGAAGGACAUCAAAGAGGAAGGUUCCAUGGAGAUGGACAAUGAAAAUAGGAUAUCUACUCCGUCGCCGUUGAAGAAUCCCCCAGCAGAAAUACCUAAUGGUGUUGUAGAUUUCGACAAAGCCAAUUGGAAUGAUCCCUUCCAAGUGUCUCACUAUGCCAUGGACAUUUUUAACUAUCUCAAAUCAAGAGAGGUUGAGUUUCCAAUUGUGGAUUAUAUGCCAAAGCAGACACAUUUAUCCAAAUGGAUGCGAUCCUUGCUUGUUGAUUGGAUGGUGGAGGUACAAGAAACUUUUGAACUAAACCAUGAAACGCUAUACUUGGCGGUUAAGUUGGUUGAUAUUUUCUUGGGGAAGGUUAUUAUACACAAAGACAAGUUGCAACUGCUUGGAGCUGCAGCCUUAUUUAUUGCAUCAAAAUAUGAUGAACGAACGCCGCCAUUAAUAGAAGAUUUCUUAUAUAUAUGUGACGGGGCAUACAAUCACGACGAAUUGAUUAAAAUGGAAAUGACUACACUAAAGACUAUUAACUAUGAUUUGGGAAUACCAUUAUCGUAUAGAUUUCUAAGAAGAUACGCUAGAUGCGCCAAAGUACCAAUGCCAACUCUGACCUUGGCUAGAUAUAUUUUAGAAUUCUCUCUUAUGGACUAUGCAACCAUUGGCUUUAGCGAUUCAAAAAUGGCUUGCGCUGCUUUAAUGAUUGCAUUACGGAUGAACGGAGAAGUGAAUCCUUGGACUAAAACAUUGGUAUAUUAUACCGGUUACACAUUAGAAGACUUUGAACAUAUAAUACCAGUUUUAAAUGUUGGACUACACAGAAAACCUAAAGGAACAAUUAAAACAAUUAAGAGCAAAUACUCGCAUAAGAUAUUCCACGAAGUUGCCAAAACUCCACUUUUGAGUACGGAACAAAUCUUGGAAAAUCCUGACACAAGCAUGAGGCUAGAAGACAAAGAAAACUAAUUGUUUAUUAAUUAAAAAAAAAAAGAAAAAAAAAAGACGUUGCAAAAAAAUUUGCCAUUCCAAAAACAAAAAAAAAAAAAAAACAACGAUAACUUAUUUGCGAUUGAUUUAUUUUCUAAACUCUUUAUUUUUUCCUUAUUUUUUUUUUGUUUCUUUAUUAUGUUGUCUAUUUUUUAUUUAUAAUUCGUCGCAAAUACUUAUACAAAACAAACAAAUAAUAAUUCAUCAUUUAACGGCACACUUCACCGUACAUUGUACGUGAAGAAAAAUUUAAAUAUAUUAUAAAACAAAAAUAUAAGUGCCCUUUUCAUGUUUAAAACUGCACUAUCAACCUCACACAUGGUCAUUUAACUUAAAAAUACUGUCAAAGAAUUAUUAUAGUUAUUAGAAUAAUUAAUAUAUAAAUUAUAACACAAAAAUUUAAAUUAAAAGAAAUUAUACAAACGAAGUCAAGUUACGCCUUGUGUAAACAAAGUAUUUCCCUUACAAGACUUAUUCUCGCAUUUCGUUUUAAUUUACAUACAUUACAAUAAAUACACAUACUCAUACUGCUGCACCUUACAUAUACAUAGCAUCAAAACAGUUAGCUUUCAUAGAUCUCAAUAGACUUAAUACAUUUUUUCUUUGAUUUAUGAACAUUUUUUUGUGCAUAUUCUUGGUUUUUUUCUUACAGAUUCUUAACAACAAAAACAACA